Molecule: messenger RNA, 1133 nt
Organism: Arachis duranensis
Lineage: Eukaryota; Viridiplantae; Streptophyta; Magnoliopsida; Fabales; Fabaceae
Product: putative expansin-A17
Exons: 3
Coding region: 65-826 (253 amino acids)
Biological process (GO): plant-type cell wall organization
Cellular component (GO): extracellular region
Source: RefSeq, a predicted model, not a curated record
AGUACGUUACAUAUCCUUAGCUUGAUUAGACAAAUUAAACGGAUCGGAGAUAUAUAUAGAAAGAAUGAAAACAUUCUGCUUUUUAUUAUUGUGUUUGGUGUUAUUCAUUGCACAACAUAGAGUUAAAUGUGCACCAUGGCAGAAAGCUCAUGCAACUUUCUACGAUGGAGCCGAUGCCUCAGGAACAAUGGGUGGUGCAUGUGGCUAUGGGAAUCUGUACAGAGACGGUUACGGUACGAAGACGACGGCUCUGAGUACCGUUCUGUUUAACGACGGGAAGGCAUGCGGCGGUUGCUAUCAGAUAGUUUGUGAUGCAAGCCAAGUGCCGCAAUGGUGCCUUAAGGGCACUUUCAUCACAGUUACUGCCACAAACUUUUGUCCUCCAAACUAUGCACUCCCUAAUGACAAUGGCGGUUGGUGUAAUCCUCCAAGACCACACUUCGACAUGUCUCAACCUUCCUUUCUAACCAUCGCCAAAUACAAGGCCGGCAUCGUACCCAUACUGUACAGAAAAGUUGGGUGUAGAAGGAGUGGAGGAAUAAGAUUUAGCAUCAAUGGAAGGGAUUAUUUCGAAUUAGUGACGAUAAGCAAUGUAGGUGGAGUUGGGGAGAUAGGGCAAGUGUGGGUAAAAGGGUCAAAGAAGAAUGUGUGGGAAGAAAUGAGCAGGAACUGGGGUGUUAACUGGCAAAGUUUAAGCUAUCUCAAUGGACAGAGCUUGUCCUUCACAGUUCAACUCACCGAUGGAAGAACCCUCACUGCUUAUAACGUAGCACCCUCCAAUUGGAAAUUUGGCCAAUCUUUCAUCUCCAAUAUUCAGUUCAACUAAUUAAUCUUGUUACUCAAGAAAGCCAUAUGAUAAGAGUAUUAUAUUUUGACCUGUUCAGCGAUAAGUGUCUGUGAUGUAAUCAUAUUACCAUGGUAAAUUUUUCAAGUCUGUUAAAACUUAAAAAUGAAUAAAUAAUAAUAAAAAAAUAUGUUAGGAAAAUAAUAUGCGCCAGGCUCUUUUUUUAAGUCCAUGUUUUUACUUUCAAUCGAAGCUAAAUCAAUCAAUAAUAUACCAAAAAGACAAUUAAAUGCUAUUAAUCUUUGUUCGAAAACAAAAUAUUUUAAAAAUAAAAAAAAAAUGUCAAUGU